Messenger RNA from Prunus armeniaca (apricot), 633 nucleotides. NCBI's taxonomy places the organism in Eukaryota, Viridiplantae, Streptophyta, Magnoliopsida, Rosales, Rosaceae. The record is from the annotation of a GenBank genome assembly.
AUGCCCCAAAAAUGGUUCUUUAUAGUUGCACCAUCAAUGAUCCCAAUUAGUCCAAGAAAGUUUCAUAUCCGUAUCAAUGGAGGGUUGCUCUUAUUACUUGGCAAUGGUACUGGUUCAGCUCAUAUAUGGUGGAUCAAACAUCCUCAUAAAAUUCUCCCUUGCAGAAGGACUCAAUCCAAUUGUCUUCGUCGUUUACCGCGGCAUGUUAUGGCCAUGGUUUUGGUAGGACCAUUUGCUUAUGUACUUGAAAGGAAACAAAGGCCUUCACUCUCAUUUUCUGUAGCUGCCAAAAUUUUUGUGCUUGCCUUGUUUGGAACCACCAUCUAUCUGAAUGUGUACUAUGCUGGUUUAGCAUACACUUCUCCAACAGUUGCAUGUGCCUUGAGUAAUGUUAUUCCCAGCUUGACAUUUCUAAUGGCAGUUCUACUUGGGUUGGAGAAGUUGAAGAUUAGAACUGCUAGAGGUCAAGCUAAGGUGGCUGGCACACUUUUCUGCAUUGGUGGUUCUCUUGUUUUCACUUUCUGGAAAGGAGGAUACCUAUUUAAAGGCUGUGGUCUCCAAAGUCUACACUGCUCGAUUAUCGCUAACCACGAUGAUAUGCUUUUUCGCGUCGUUGCAAUCUUCUUUUCUUGA